CGUGGCGUGUCUGCUUUUGGCAUGUGUCAAUCUUUUCUUUUUUUUUUUUUCUUUUUUUUUUCACAAAAUGGCGAAAAUCCAGCUCACAAAGAACACGAUUGCCAUUGCUGCCCUUGGUCUUCUUGCGCUCGGGGCGUUGGUCAGCUGGGUUCGACAGCCAACGCCGCACCCGCAGCCGCAUGGCCCGGCCGAGAUUGACGUGGCCACUUCAGACUACAUUGAGCGUGAGAUCCAACGGCGCAUGCACGCGUCGCUGCUCACCCUGAACAAGGAGCUCGCGUUGCAAGUUGGCAAGGUGUACCCACCAACCGAGUACCGAAACGCCGGCGAACGCAAAAAGAUUCUCGUGACGGGAGGCGCGGGGUUUGUCGGCUCGCACCUUGUCGACGCGCUGAUGGCGCAAGGACACGAGGUCACGGUGGUGGACAACUUUUACACGGGUCGCCGCCAGAACAUUGAGCACUGGGUGGGGCAUCCAAAUUUCCAGCUCAUUGUGCACGACGUCCAAGAGCCCAUCUUUCUGCAGGUCGACCAGAUCUACCACCUCGCCUCGCCCGCGUCCCCGCCGCACUAUCAGCACAACCCGAUCAAGACGAUCAAAACCAACGCCGUCGGCACGCUGAACAUGCUGGGCCUCGCCCGUCGCGUCAAGGCCGAGUUUCUCCUGGCGUCGACAUCAGAAGUCUACGGCGAUCCCGAGGUGCACCCGCAGCCCGAGUCGUACUGGGGCCACGUCAACCCUAUUGGCCCCCGCGCCUGCUACGACGAAGGCAAGCGCGUCGCCGAGACGAUGGCGGUCGCCUACCAACAACAGGAGCAAGUCAGCAUCCACAUUGCGCGCAUCUUCAACACGUUUGGCCCGCGCAUGCACCCGAACGACGGUCGCGUUGUCAGCAACUUUAUCAUCCAAGCACUCCAAGGCAAGCCCAUCACCAUCUAUGGCGAGGGCCAGCAAACUCGCUCGUUCCAGUACGUGUCAGACCUCGUUUCGGGCUUGAUGAAGCUCAUGAAUAGCAACGUGUCUGUUCCGGUCAACCUUGGCAACCCGGACGAGUACUCUAUUCUCGAUUUUGCCACGUUUGUUCGCGAUGAGGUUGCCUCCGACGCCGCCAUUGCAUUCAUGCCUGCCAGCCGCGACGAUCCCCAGCGCCGAAAACCCGACAUUUUGCGCGCCGAGCAGCUCCUUGGAUGGACCCCGCAGGUCCCCGUCCGCGAAGGCAUCCACAAGACGAUCGAGUACUUCCGACGAGAGCUGCGUUUGGACAUGUCCCUGAAUGCUCUCGAGCUGCCGCGCUCGGACAAAAAGUCGCCCGGCUCGGGCGCAACCGGUCCGAAGCGAAAACUGAACAAUGCUGCCCAGUGGAGUGACGUGGAUCCUCGGAUACUGCCACGCACUGCAGUCACAGAAGGCGAGUUUGUAGUUCCGAAGGAUGACGAGGAAGCAGCGUGAGCUCGCUCGUAGGGACAGGUUUUUUUGUUGUUGUUGUUGUUGGUUAGUUGCUCUCUGUGGGCUUUUCGUCUCUCUUGAUUGUUAAUGCUCGCUCCACGGCUACAUUGCUUUUUCUUUCUUCUUUCGUUUCGUUGGCUUGCUUUUUUGGGUAUUCAUUUCCGCUCUUUCCCGCCCCCUUUUUUAUUCUUUUUUGAGGGAUCGGUUUCAGUUUGGUGUUGUUGUACUUUUAGAGAAUAAAUGAAUCAAUCCAUACAUACACGAA
This is a messenger RNA of Capsaspora owczarzaki ATCC 30864, 1712 nucleotides long. Its product is annotated as UDP-glucuronic acid decarboxylase 1. Gene Ontology annotation, cellular component: cytoplasm. The coding region runs from base 68 to 1450 and encodes 460 amino acids. The record is from RefSeq and is a predicted model, not a curated record. The transcript has 3 exons. Gene Ontology annotation, molecular function: NAD+ binding; UDP-glucuronate decarboxylase activity. Gene Ontology annotation, biological process: D-xylose metabolic process. Lineage: Eukaryota; Filasterea; Ministeriida; Capsasporidae.